Sporisorium graminicola is the source of this 2391-nucleotide messenger RNA. RefSeq lists its product as uncharacterized. Gene Ontology annotation, biological process: regulation of DNA-templated transcription. Gene Ontology annotation, cellular component: nucleus. The record is from RefSeq and is a predicted model, not a curated record. NCBI's taxonomy places the organism in Eukaryota, Fungi, Basidiomycota, Ustilaginomycetes, Ustilaginales, Ustilaginaceae. Gene Ontology annotation, molecular function: transcription cis-regulatory region binding; DNA-binding transcription factor activity, RNA polymerase II-specific; zinc ion binding. The transcript has a single exon. The coding region runs from base 1 to 2391 and encodes 796 amino acids.
AUGAAAGUACCCAAGCUCAAGCACUCGCCCAGUGCCUCCAACGACAGCGGCAGCACGGCCGACCCGCGCCUCUCGACAAGCGCGAGCGCGGCCACCGCGGGUCAUCCGUAUGCUUCCAAGAUCCUGGCUUGCGUCGCAUGCCGCAACAGCAAAGUCAAAUGCAUCUCGGAUGGUCCAGAGCAGUGCAAGCGAUGUCUGGAACACGGUCUCACCUGCAUACGACCAGAGUAUCAGCGUCUAAAGAAGGCAAAAGCCAAGCUCGAGCGCUUCAAGCAGGAAGCCGCUCUCUCCAACGGCGACGGAGUCGACCCUGCCUCUCUCCCCACAGAAGAGCAAGCAGAUGAGGAGCUGUCUACGGACAACGACAUGCUACCACAGGACUCGCCCACCACUCUCUUCAGCAAUGCGUCAUACGGCAAGUCGUCCCAACUCUUACACAACGUGCAUAGCGUGCGUGCCGAUGUUCGCCAAGAUUGGGAUCCUGUUUCGGCGGAGGUCGUCGAUCUAGACACCAGCAAACUUCUCUUUGAAACCUUCAUGGUCAAGCUUGAGGCCCUCCUUUCCUUCUUCGAUCCUCGCAUUCAUACCUACCAGUACAUUCGGUCGCAUUCCAGUCUUCUCUUCACUACCAUGUGCUGGCUUGCUGCCACCGUAUCGGACUUCCCCGCUGCGGCGCGCGUCAUGAACGAUCUCAAGGCUCACAUCGAAAAUGUGGUUCUUCCUGCCGUCUAUUGCCAAAACCUGCGAUCCGUCGAGAUCGCACAAGCCUUUCUCAUGCUUGCUGCUUACCUCAGCCCUUCGCAGAACCCGUCCGAGGAUCGAGCUUGGACACUGCUCGGCCACGCGAUUCGUGUCGCAACGGAUCUGGAUAUGCACUCUCGUGUCCUUUCUACAUCCCAGCAGGUUCGGGCGUCAUCCCUCUCCGAGCCUAAGGCCGAAUACACCAGCACCAAAACUGCAAAAGAUUCGACAGCGCAAGCAGAUCCUGUUCAAAAACAGCACGACAUCUGGCACCAGCGCAAUCGCGAGAGAGCUUGGAUGCACAUCUGGCUUCACGAGGCCUCGCAAUCCCAAUACACCGGCCGCUCCUCGCUUCUUUCCAAAGAUCCCAUCAUUGAAUCAUCGCGCGGCUGGCACCUUCACCCGGAAGCGCUACACACCGAUGUCGUCUUUGUCGCCCUCAUCGAGCUUCGCUCCCAGCUUGCACAAAACAAGGAUCUCUUUCGUCUUCUCAGCAGCCGUUCCAGCUCGGAGACCGGCGGUGCAGGAUCAACGCAGGCACAUGUAGACUCUUCCUGGAUACGUCACUAUCUCGAUCGUGUUCAUCGAGACCUGACAUCUUGGGAGGAGCGAUGGGUCGUCAACCCUUCGCGCUCCGCUACACACCCUCGGCCUCUGCGGCUGGAGCUCGGCUCGCUUUACAUCUGCUACACUCGCAUGCAGCUGCUCUCUCUACCCUUGCAAUGGCCCACACUACAACCUGCCAUGGCAACACGCAUUAUUUCGGAUCUACACUCGGUCUCGAUUAAAUACCUCGAGGACUUUCUCGAUCGAACAUCGCCGCAGCGGCUUGCCCACUCGUACAACUCGAUAUGCGUCACUGCUACCUAUGCCGUCGUCCUUUCGCUCAAGCUCACCAAGAUGGCGCGUUCUUACUCGUUCAUCCAGUCGGCCAGAAUCCUCACCCUUGUUCGCCGUGUUUCCGAGUAUCUUCGCAAAGCUGGCAACUGGACGCCACAUCAGAACGGCUCGAGCCUGGAGUAUGCCAACUAUAUCGAUCAAUUGCUGGAUAAAGAAACUCCUCCGAACACCGUCCACGCGUCGACAGCAGCUGGCGAUCGCAGCUCUGAAGCAAAUGGAGCGGCCAAGACAGCCGCCAGUGGUGCAUUUAUGGGAACUGCUGGCGAACAGCACAGCAAUGAACACACAAACGGACGUCCGCAGCGCAAUUCGAGCACGUUGCCCCAGGAUACUUCUCUGCAGACAGCAGAUUCGUCUCUGCCACCAUCUUCGCAGAGAUAUGCUCCACCUCUUCAGCGCGGACAAUCAAACACAACGCAUCCGUUCAGCUCACCGCGUGCUAUUUACAGUGCCACCGCAAGCGCAGAUUCCGGUCUCUUUCCUCGAAUCUCUUCAAGCCCUCGUUCAGCUCAUUCUGUCGUCCCUUAUCCAACUACGCCCUCGUCGCAUUUCUCGCUGCCAUCAGCUUUAGCCACGCCCAAUCAUAUUCCGAACGGAGGGGUUGACUUGCAGUAUGCAACGGCUCAGGGCGUCGAGGCUGGUCAUCCGCAGUGGAGCUUCCUCGCCAACGAUCCCGAGCUGUUUGCCUGGGCGAGAUCUUUUCUCAACGACGAGCUCGAUAUUACCAUGCCAGGCGCCACCUUCAGCUGA